This is a messenger RNA of Vicia villosa (hairy vetch), 1966 nucleotides long. RefSeq lists its product as uncharacterized. The record is from RefSeq and is a predicted model, not a curated record. The transcript is spliced from 14 exons. NCBI's taxonomy places the organism in Eukaryota, Viridiplantae, Streptophyta, Magnoliopsida, Fabales, Fabaceae. The coding region runs from base 229 to 1758 and encodes 509 amino acids.
UUUCCAUAUCUAAAUGGCACGAGUAAUGAUUAUUCCGAAUAAUUUGAAAUGCCAUUUCACAUUGUUGGGUUUAAAACUAUGAAUAAAUUCUUCCAAUAUUCUGCCAGCACCAUAAUAUAUGCCACCAAGCAAAGCAACCCUGCAGAAAAAGAUACAUAGUUUAAAGGGAACAAAAGACAAUACAGAGCUGAAUAUGAUCCAAAAAGUGAUCUAUUGGAUUGUGAGUUCAUGCUAAAAGGGAAAUGGUUUCAACGAAAGGAUGUCGAGAUAAAAAACAGCCGCGGUGAUGUGCUUCAAUGCAGUCAUUACAUGCCUAUAGUCAGUCCUGAUGGAAAGCCGCUACCGUGCGUGAUAUAUUGUCAUGGAAACAGUGGAUGCAGGGUAGAUGCUAGUGAAACUGCUAUGGUUUUACUUCCUUCAAAUAUUACAGUUUUUGCUCUUGAUUUCUCGGGAUCAGGAGUUUCUGGUGGGGAACACGUCACUCUUGGUUGGAAUGAAAAGGACGACCUGAAGGCCGUGGUCAACUAUCUGCGGACGGAUGAAAGUGUUUCCCUCAUUGGUCUAUGGGGACGCUCAAUGGGCGCUGUGACUAGCCUUAUGUAUGCUGCUGAAGAUCCUUCAAUUGCAGGGAUGGUUUUAGACAGUCCCUUCUCUGAUUUGGUUGAUUUGAUGAUGGAACUUGUCGAUACAUACAGAUUCCGUCUCCCAAAAUUCACUGUGAAGUAUGCAAUUCGAUACAUGCGAAGAACAAUCCAGAAGAAGGCCAAAUUUGAUAUAAUGGACUUGAAUACCAUUAAGGCAGCAAAAUCUUGCUAUGUCCCUGCUCUACUAGGGCAUGGCAUUGAUGAUGAUUUCAUACAUCCCCGUCACUCAGAUCGCAUCCUCGAGGCUUACAUGGGAGACAGAAACACAAUUAAAUUUGAUGGAGAUCACAACUCGCCGCGUCCUCAAUUCUUUUUUGAUUCCAUAAACAUCUUUUUUAACAAUGUUCUUCAACCUCCAGAGGACGAGCUCGGGGAAUCUUUUUUCGACUUUACUAAUGAUUUCUUUGGUAAGGAUGUUUGGCGAUCCGUGCAUGAAUUAGACUAUCACAAUGAACCGUCCGAAAACAAAGAAUCAUCAACAAGCACCAUGGAUGCCACGAAGCAAGUUCAUCAAAAAAAACCGAUGAGUAGGAUGGAGGAAGAAAAAUGUGAUGAUUUUUCGUCAUCACCAUCAACAAUGCUUAGCUUUGAACUGUCCAAUGGUCAUCUCUAUGAUCCCCGCGUUCCUACCACGAUGGACGAUGAUGAUCAGUAUGUGGAAUAUCAUCUCGAUGACCUUACCGGCGUUCCAUCUAAUGCAGAGGAAGAGCAAAGAAUGUUGAUGGAAGCUGUGAUAGAAUCCUUAAAAGACGGAAAAAUACAAAAUCCACAGGUAGAACAACCUCCAUUAGAUUCAUCGAAUAAAGAUGAUUCUUCAUAUAAGAUUUCCAAAUCUAUAAAGACAGAAACCACUUCUGCAGCAUCUGUUGUAUGCGAGCCCUUGAAAGUGGACUCAAACACGGCUCCAUCGCUACCAUCACUGGACUCUUCAUCAAGUUCUUCUCAUUGUGAUAGUUCUGCUAGCAUGAAAUGUUCUUCAUCUGAGAUUGACAUAUCACAUAAAACGAAAGCUACAUUAACUGUCAUUAGGAAUCCAGCAGGGCAUGUGAUGAACGGAUUAAUGCGUCGAUGGGAUUUCAACUUUUUACGAAACAGUCACAACCGACUAAAAUAGUUAGCUAGUUAGUCUUAUUUAUUUACAGGAAGUUGUUAUACAUUAUUUGUCAGUAAAGAAAAAAGUUUGUAGUUAGAAACAAGUUUUGUGUGUGUAAAUUUUGCAGGAUUGAGUUAUUCGAACAUAUCAGUUAAUGUUGUUUGACUGUAAGAGAGGAUUGUUGUGUUUUUUUACCCAUACAAACAAAAGUUGCUGGAUUUGUUAUUUA